AUGGCAGGGGAAGAGCAUUCAUUAGCCGUCCUCCUGCGAGCGCUGCAAGGUCUCGCACCGAAAGACUUCCAGGAGUUUAAGACGAAGUUAUCGGAGGUUCACGUGGAAGGAGGAUGGAAUAUCCCCAAGGAUUCGCUGGCGAAGGCCGCCCACCCUUGCGCGCUUGUCAGCUGCAUGGGCAAGACCUACAGCGAAGACGCCGCGAUGGACAUCGCGAUCGGGCUGCUUGAAGAGAUGAACCAGAGAGACCUGGCUGAGAAACUCCUGGAUGGGCAGGUGAAAGAGUACAAGCGGAAAUACAGAGAGCACGUGGUCCGUGAUCUCACGCAGCCGCUGUUUAAACCCGACGGAGACGGGCAAACGCCGCGGGUCGUGGGGCUGGUGGGGGCCCCGGGGAUGGGGAAGACGAUGACGGUCAGGAAGGUGAUGGUGGAGUGGGUGGAAGGGACUCAAUAUGUGCAGUUUGACUACGUCUUCUGCAUCGACUGCAAAGACAUUGCCUUUACCAAGGAAGCGAGCGUGGCAGACCUGGUCUCAAAGUGCUGCCCUCACAGGCGAACGCCGGCUGGGAAGAUCCUGGAUGACCCGAAGAAGAUCCUGUUCAUUUUUGACGGCUUUGAGGCCCUGGGAUUUUCCUUGGUUCAGCCCGAAGAUGAGCUGAGCUCUGACCCCGGGGAAGUGAAGCUGCUGGAAAGCACCCUGAUGAGCCUGCUGAAGAGGACUGUUCUCCCCGAGUCCUCCUUGCUCAUCACCACGAGGCCAAUGGCUCUUCAAAGCCUGGGACGAAGCCUGGAGGCUGAGUAUUACGCAGAAAUACUGGGAUUUUCAGCAGCCAUGAGGGAGGAAUAUUUCCACAGGUAUUUUCAGAACAACAGUAAAGCUGGUGCGGCCUUCAGGUUUGCCAGAGGCAAUGAAAUCCUCUACAGCUUGUGCGUCAUCCCGGUCAUGAGCUGGACCAUCUGCACCGUCCUUGAACAAGAGCUUUACAAGAAGAAAAACCUCCUCGAGUGCUCUAAGGGCACCACGCAGAUGAGCGUGUCUUACCUCUCCCAGUUAAUGCGGUGCAGAGGCAGGGACAACCUGCAGGACCUCCAGCAGUUCCUACGCAAGCUUUGCUCCUUGGCUGCCAACGGUGUCUGGAAGCACAAGGUUCUCUUUGAGGAGAAGGAAAUCAAGGACCGUGGCUUGGACCAGCCAGACCUCCUCCCCCUCUUCCUCAGCGAGAAGAUCUCAAAGAAAGACGCAGGCCAUGGGAACGUGUACAGCUUCGCCCACCUGCACCUCCAGGAGAUCUUCGGGGCCAUGUUUUAGGUUCUGGAGGACGAUGAGGAAACGGCCGGCGACUCGGGGGCUCUCACAAAGGCUGUCAAUAUUUUAUUAGAAAGCUAUACCAAGUCCAGGAAGGAUUUGAACUUAACGGUGUGGUUCCUGUUUGGUCUGGUAAGCCAGAAAUCAAUUGAGUAUGCGGACGAAACCAUGGGGUGCAGAAUUUCACCGCGAGCCAGGGAAGAUAUGUUGAGGUGGCUUCAGGGGAGGCACAGAGGCAUCUCCCAUCCCAGCCAAGUGCCGAAGGUUUCGGAGUUGGACACUUUCCACUUUUUGUUUGAGAUGAACGAGAAAAGCUUCGCACAAAGCGCAUUGGGUCAUCUCACUGACAUAGACUUGGAGGACACCAAGCUGACCCUGUACGACCAAAUGGCCCUUUCCUUCUGCAUCAGGCAGUGGGCUGGGCUCGUCACGCUCCGGGGAUGCUCCUUCCUCCAGCAGGAUCCCGGCUGGCCAUGA
Opisthocomus hoazin is the source of this 1785-nucleotide messenger RNA. The record is from RefSeq and is a predicted model, not a curated record. NCBI's taxonomy places the organism in Eukaryota, Metazoa, Chordata, Aves, Opisthocomiformes, Opisthocomidae.